UAGCAUUAGAUGACGCCAUAGAUAAUAUGUUGACGAUGUACGACAACCACAACGCUAUUAAAACUGAGAGAGUUACAACUUACAAUUCUGUUUCCGGCGGAGCGGUUCCGGCGGAAUUCUAUUUGAGUCAAGAGUUCUAUUGUGGGAAAAACGUGUACCUCUUUGUCUCGGAGUUGUACAGCGACAUCUAUAACAUGGGUCGUGGUUUUGCGCCGUAUUGCAAGAGUCGCGCCUUCCACUUUCUCGGCUUCAUUCAUUUCAUGGACGACAAGCAUUAUUACCUCGAGGAAGACCCUACAGUCGUGUUUCAGAUGGACAAUUACAUACACGGACUAGAGUGCCAUCUCGGCAUAUGUAUUUUCAGGUUUCCGUUCAAGAAAGGCCUUCAACACGUCCGUGAUAUCUCUACACUUCCCAAAGCAAUAGUGAAAUGCGGUACAGAAACUUACAAACUACCUCCGCUGACUGCAGCGUCUUGUAUCAUAACGUCGGGCUCUUUCAUACUGGACUUUAACAUUCAAGGAAUACGGUUCAGGCAUUAUGAUUAUUUAUUGUCACUCCCCAACGGUCACACUUAUUACACAAAAGAAAAAUCAUCACCAUUGCAAUGUGAUCACCACGUAUGCGAAUGGAACAACACCAACUUCUACGGAGGUCCAUUCAUUAUACCCGGCGAUCCUGGGAGGGGUCUGUCUCCUAUACCUCCUUUCAUUGAACAAACAACCGAAGCGUUCCGAGUGACAACGGACCCGAACACCGACUUCAACCCCAAUAUCACUUAUUCUCUCGAUGGUUGCUGGUUCAUGUUCCCGCCAAACUAUGGAUCGAUAGCCGGCGUCAGCUACUUGGAUCCGUUAACUGUCAAUGAAUACAGAUUUAGCUGCCAAGGUGCAGCGAAUAAGGGCCUAUACUGGUAUCCACAAUGGAUGGGCGUUCCACCCCACCACCCGUACCCGCAGUCCGGUGAUGUACCGGAUCUGAAACAAGGGGCGCCGCCAAUCUUCUACCCCCACCAGCAAGGUCCACAGCCCGGUCCAAUAAAACCUUUAGGCUCGUAACAAAUAAAACAAUAAUCUAUCUACUAUGGUUUC
This is a messenger RNA of Bombyx mori (domestic silkworm), 1091 nucleotides long. RefSeq lists its product as uncharacterized. The coding region runs from base 27 to 1058 and encodes 343 amino acids. The record is from RefSeq and is a predicted model, not a curated record. The transcript is spliced from 7 exons. Lineage: Eukaryota; Metazoa; Arthropoda; Insecta; Lepidoptera; Bombycidae.